Messenger RNA from Egretta garzetta (little egret), 1224 nucleotides. It is a transcript of the gene SMYD3, whose product is annotated as SET and MYND domain containing 3. The transcript has 9 exons. NCBI's taxonomy places the organism in Eukaryota, Metazoa, Chordata, Aves, Pelecaniformes, Ardeidae. The record is from RefSeq and is a predicted model, not a curated record. Gene Ontology annotation, molecular function: protein binding. Bases 1 to 1224 code for a protein of 407 amino acids. Gene Ontology annotation, cellular component: nucleus.
AUGACAGCCUACCUGAUGUGCUGGCUAGAAGCUGCUGAAAGGACAGGUUACUCCUAUGGCUUCCCCAAGUCCUUCCUCUCCUUCCUGCAUGCUCCUUCUGCUUCUCAUCUGGCAGUUUAUCUGACCUGUGAUAUACUGGUGCAGGGAGUACUACUUCUCCCUCAUAAGACAAACUGUAGCACUCCUUCUUGCCGUGGCCUGGCUGGUGUUUUUCCAUCACAGAAAUCAAGCUUGCAGCUCCUUCUGAGGAACGAACAUCUGCACACUUGCUCUCAGUGCAAGGUUGCAAAAUACUGUGGUAAAUCUUGUCAGCUUAGACGAUCAGUAUGCCUUUCUGAGAGACUCUACUCUUUUUCCGAUCUUCAGUCAAAUACUGAGCAGUUGAGUGAAGAAAUGAAAGAUGGCCUCAGGCACCUUGCGCAGACGUUGCAACUGUAUUUGAAAACGGAGAUCCAGGAUGCAUCUCACUUGCCACCUGCAAUUGACUUUUUUCAGAUCUUCACAAAACUCACCAUCAGCUAUAUUGAAUCGCUGAUGCCCACCAGUGAACGCCAAAAGCAACUGAUGCGCCAGUAUUGCUUUGUGUGUGACUGUCUUCUCUGCCGGAAUCAAGAAAAGGAUGCUGAGAAAUUGGCUGGUGAAGAGCAUGCCUGGAAAGAAGUCAAAGAUGCUGUAAAUGAAGUGAGAUCUCCAAAAUCAAAAGAAGAGUGGGAGCAGGUUCUGGCAAGAUGCCAGAAUCUCCUGAGCAGCAAUAUGGGUCGUCUUCCAGAUACAAAUAUCUAUCAGCUGAAAAUGCUUGACUGUGCCAUGGAUGCCUGUAUUAAUCUUGAAUCCUGGGAAGAAGCUUUGUAUUAUGGCAGCAAGACUCUGGGACCAUACAGCCUGUAUUAUCCUGGUUUCCAUCCGCUGAGGGCUGUCCAGCUGAUGCGAGUCGGCAAACUGCAGUACAGUCAAGAUAUGUUUCCUCAAGCACUGGAGACCUUGAAACAGGCCAGUACUGUGAACUGUUUCUUCCCUGUCCCCCUCCCUUGCUUCCCCCAAACCUGCUGUGUGUCUCCCCCUUCUGUUCUGACUGGACCUCAUGCCUUUGGAUACUCCUCACUGCUUUUUCUAGCGGUGGUGUUUCCCCGGGCUGCAGCUGAGUAUGGUGAUGGGUCACUCUUGCUCAGCGUUUCAGACACGGACUUCCUCCAGUAUCAGUCACUGCUAAUCACAGUUCAAUAG